Messenger RNA from Sinocyclocheilus grahami, 1653 nucleotides. Its product is annotated as far upstream element-binding protein 3-like. Gene Ontology annotation, molecular function: RNA binding. The transcript is spliced from 15 exons. Lineage: Eukaryota; Metazoa; Chordata; Actinopteri; Cypriniformes; Cyprinidae. Gene Ontology annotation, biological process: regulation of DNA-templated transcription. The record is from RefSeq and is a predicted model, not a curated record. Bases 76 to 1647 code for a protein of 523 amino acids.
CCCGCGCGCGUUUCCUGUUCCGGGGUCGGUAGUGUGCGCCGUGUGUGUUUAUGCGCUUGUGUGUGUGUGUGUGUGAUGAUGAUGAUGGCGGAGCUGGUGCAGGGACAGGCCUCGGUGGCUCAGACCGGGAUGAAGGACGGAUUCACGGACCCCUUCCACCGCGCGAGACAGAUUGCUAAGAUGGGAGGAGAGCAGAUGCAGCAUCUGAAUAACUCGUCUCCGGUCGUCGAUGCCUCGCUGUACGGCUAUGGAGGGCAGAAACGCUCGCUGGACGAAGGAGUGGCUAACCAGCUCGGUGCAAUGGUACAUGGUACAAGGGCUAUAAUAACAGAAGACUUCAAAGUGCCUGAUAAGAUGGUUGGAUUCAUCAUUGGACGAGGCGGUGAACAGAUCACAAGAAUUCAGCUGGAAUCCAACUGUAAGAUCCAGAUCGCUGGCGACAGCGGAGGUAUGAUGGAUAGGCCUUGCACCCUGACUGGGACCCCAGAAAGCAUUGAGCAGGCCAAGCGGUUGUUGGGGCAGAUCGUGGACCGGUGUCGGAACGGACCGGGCUUCCACACUCAGAUGGACGGGAACAGCGCUGUCCAAGAGAUCCUGAUCCCGGCCAGUAAAGUCGGCCUGGUCAUCGGGAAGGGAGGCGACACCAUCAAACAGCUGCAGGUUUGUUCAUUCUGGGAGAUGAUCAAGAAGAUCCAGAACGAUGCAGGAGUCAGGAUCCAGUUUAAGCCAGAUGACGGGAUGAGUCCGGACCGGAUCGCUCAGGUCAUGGGUCAGCCGGAUCGGUGUCAGCACGCGGUUCACCUCAUCAACGAUCUGGUCCAGACGGCACAGGAGCGCGAUGGGUUCGGAGGCCCGGUUGGACCCAGAGGUCGCGGCAGAGGUCGCGGGGAUUGGAGCAUGGGAUCUCCCGGAGGCCUGCAGGAAGUGACCUACACAAUACCAGCUGAUAAGUGCGGCCUCGUGAUCGGGAAAGGUGGAGAGACCAUAAAGAGCAUCAACCAGCAGUCUGGAGCUCAUGUGGAGCUGCAGAGAAAUCCUCCUCCGAACACCGACCCAAACGUGCGGAUCUUCUCCAUCCGUGGAUCUCCUCAGCAGAUGGAGAUGGCCAGACAGCUGAUCGACGAGAAGAUCGGGGCGUCUGGAAUGGGAGGAAGCAGCAGUUUUGGACUCAGUCCUUUCACCCAAGGGCCAGCGACUCCUCAUCAGAAUGGUCCGCAGACGUUCAUGACUGGAGGUUGGGGAACCACGUACCAGACAUGGCAGCCUCAGAGCCAGCAGGACCCCAGUCACAAUGCAUCUCAGACCGGCCAGAUGGACUAUUCCAAAGCGUGGGAGCAGUAUUAUAAAAAGCUAGGUCAACAGAACCAAGGCCAGAGCAGCGGCUCCGACUACAGCAAAGCAUGGGAGGAGUAUUACAAGAAACAGACUCAGGCCGCCGGUCCUGGAUCUCAGCAGAGCUCUCCUCCAGACUAUAGCGCCGCCUGGGUGGAGUAUUACAGACAGCAGGGGGCGUAUUAUGGCCAGGGACAGACGCAGGCUCCUGGCCUCCCGGUAAUAAACACACUCCACCAACACCAUCACCUUUAUAGAUAUAUAUCAUAUAAUGAUAUCAACAUACAAUACCGCUCAAAAGUGUGCAAGAAUUGAGAUGUU